ACGACCCGGAAAGAAAAUAACCUCCUUCUACCUACGUCAAAACAACAUGGCGGCUCCCGGGACUGUGUCGUGUUGGUUGUAGGAAGGCGGCCUGUUAGGAACCAAGUCGAGUUUUUAGCUAAUUAAAAAUUCAAAUGUAUCCAGGCAGAUAAUGGGUUUGUUCUAACCCGUGAAGACACCAUCGGGUGAGCAGCACACCAUGUUGGCAUCAGGGGUUGUCAGCAUGACAGCAGGCUCCAGAGGGAAGGUCAGGUCUCUGGUCUCUCUGACCAGGAGACUGUCCGCCGGCCAGCGCGGCUGCCCGGAUACAACUCACCGCCCUCCGCCCGAAACCUCCGCUCGCCUCCCGGACAGCGAGCCGGCCCCGGCGGAGGAACGGGGCAGGAGAGCCCGAAAGGACCCCAGCGGCUGCUCCGUGUUCCUCUUCCCCGGGCAGGGCAGCCAGUUUGUGGGCAUGGCUAGAGGGCUUUUAAAGUACCCCAACGUUAAAGACAUGUUUACGGUUGCCCAGAAGAUCCUCGGGUACGACCUGCUGUCUCUGUGCCUGGAGGGACCCGAGGAGGAGCUGAUGAAGACGGUCCACUGUCAGCCGGCGGUGUUUGUCACCUCCCUGGCUGCGGUGGAGAGGCUCAACCGCGAAAACCCGAAGGCCAUUGAGACGUGUGUUGCCGCUGCAGGUUUCAGCGUCGGAGAAUUUGCUGCGCUGGUCUUUUCUGGUGCCAUGAACUUUGCAGAGGCUCUGUAUGCGGUGAAGGUGCGCGCGGAGGCCAUGCAGAGAGCAUCAGAGCUGGUUCCCAGUGGGAUGCUGUCGGUCAUCGGUCGACGUCAGGCUCAGUAUAAAUAUGCUUGUCUGCAAGCUAAAGAGCACUGCAAGAGCCUGGGGAUCGAGGAGCCGGUGUGCUCUGUGGCCAACUAUCUGUUCCCUGACGGCAGGGUCAUCGCAGGGCACCAGCAGGCUCUGGACUUCCUCCGCCGGAACUCCAGACGCCUCGAGUUCACGAGGACCAAGCCUGUCCCAGUAAGCGGAGCUUUUCACACUGAGCUGAUGGCGUCGGCUACCGAACCCCUCAGAGAGGUUCUCAGACAGGUGGAGGUGCGGCGUCCCGAGAUCAACGUGUACUCCAACGUCGACGGCAAGCGCUACAUGAAUGAGAGCCACGUGCGCCGACACCUGGUGAAGCAGCUGGUGGCGCCUGUGAAGUGGGAGCAGACCCUGCACGAGAUCUACGAGAGGACGCAGGGAGAGAGGUUCCCUCACACCUACGAGGUUGGCCCGGGUAAGCAGCUGGGUGCCACGCUGCAGAAGUGCAACAUGAAGGCCUUCAAAACAUACACAGAUGUGCAAGUCACCGCUUAUGAGGACUGAUAACGCAGAGGCGUGGGCUCGGUGAAUUAAAAACAACCGAGCAGGAGGAGGAAAAACAGGCCUCAGUGCUUAUUUUAUCUCAGCCAUCCCGACCAGCAAGACCAGUAAAACCUGCAAGCUCCUGUGGUUGCUUCUUAAGGUCUUGUUUGUGUAUAACUGUGUAAUUAAAUAAAUGCUUCUUUUUUUUUU
Molecule: messenger RNA, 1555 nt
Organism: Xiphias gladius (swordfish)
Lineage: Eukaryota; Metazoa; Chordata; Actinopteri; Istiophoriformes; Xiphiidae
Gene: mcat
Product: malonyl CoA:ACP acyltransferase (mitochondrial)
Exons: 5
Coding region: 200-1366 (388 amino acids)
Molecular function (GO): transferase activity
Source: RefSeq, a predicted model, not a curated record